CAUAACAACUUUAUGAUAUAUUUUUUAAAACGAUAUUAUUAGAUCUUAGAACAAUGAUCUCUAUAUUGUGGUGGAUCAUGCUGUUCCUUGUAAGUGGCUUGCAGUCUCAAGAGAUUGGCCAGUCCCAAAAACUUGACAAGACGGGUAAUGAGAAAUUGCUUAACUUUCAUCAUGCUGUUAAUGAGGCACGCCAAGAACUAGAGGACCUGAAAUCAUCCUAUGAUGAAGGAUUAGAUUCAGCAACAGAUCAUCGUCAGCGUCGUAAUUCUAUUGAUGAUAUGUUGGCCAGUUUUGCCCAAGAUGCACCCAAAAGUUGUAACGAAGAAGCAGCGGCGUCUGCGGGGUCUGGACAAGAUGAAAAAGCACUGCAAAUGGCAGCCGAUGCCUGGUUUCGUGAUAUCCAGGCCAGCUUGAGUAAAAGGCAAUCCCAAGUGCAAGCAAAGGAGAGCAAUACCGCCAGCAAGCAGGUGCGAGCUGCGCCGGGUAAAGACCAUGCCAAGAAUUUUUAUAACAAUUAUGAGAAGGCAAUGGAGCGUACGGAAAUUGGCAAAGUGAAAUUGAAAUAUAAAAAUGUUCCUGAGGAUACAAUCAUCAUGCAGUCGGAACGCACCAGAACUCCGUAUCAAGAGGAGGAUAGUCAUGCGGCCACACAAUUGGAUAUUAAAUUGAAGCAAGUGCAACAAUUACUCCAUGAUCAUGAGGAAAAGCUGGAGAGACAACGUCUCUACAAGAGCAACAACGACGACAAGGUUAAUGUAAAGACUAGCGAAUCUGUGGAGAAAUUGCCCCAAUAUGGCGAUGGUCCCAUUCCCGAAGGGGUGUACGAGCAGACUUUGGCUCGUCUAAAUUUCCCUCAUUUGCCCUUGAAAGCGAACAAUUUGUCCCAUGAGGCCAACUAUAAGUUAUCCAAAAUUGAGCAGGAGGCUUCCGAACAGGCCUCAAAAAAUCCGAUCAGAUACCCCUUUAAGCGUAGUAGUUCUUCCAAUUUCAAUCCCAUGAACGAGAUCAAGCUUAAGACGAGCAGUCGUCUAAUGAGGAGAGGAAUGGGCCCAUCGUUGCCUAGUAACUCUUUGACAGAUUCGCGGAGAAGCCAUUUGGUAGAUGACAUGAUCAGGCGUAGGGAGAGACAAAUGCAGCAAAGGGAUCAGCGGGAACAGUCACAAUUGGAGGAGCAUGAGGAUUCUAUAAUGCCGCAGCAAUAUGAAGCAUUCUCUAACUCAAAUUUGGAUGGAAGUGAUUCGAUAGACUCACCACAGAGCUAUGAUUAUCGUCUACCUCAAUACGAGCAAUUCCAUUCGCUUAAUCAGCGUACCAAUAUGAGGGAUUAUUCCAGAGUCAAGGACUAUGAGCGUUUCAAAAGAGAACCUGAAGGCAAAAUAACGGAGAAGUUACAGGAAAAUGAUGCCGAUCAGACAGAAGAUACUAAACUGGAGUCUAAAGAUCAGCAAAACCAUCAAGAGAAGGAAUCAAGCGAUGCCAACAAAGGGGAAACAUCGUUAGAGGAACAUCAUCAGGAUGAGGAAAAAUCUAUAGAAACUCCAAUUAAAGAUGAAACUAAAGAGGAAAAUAAACUGGAAUCCAGUAAAUCGGAUAUAGAAGCUGAAAAUGAAGCCAAGAGUGAUAGUGAAAACGAUUCCUCUUUACAUUCAAGUAAAACGGCGAUUGCCAAGAAUAAAGAAGAUGAUUCCAUGUUGCGUUUGAAUAUGAAACUUAAAUUGGAGGACCCACUUAAGUCUGCAGCAGCCACUGAAGAGGCAUCCGCAGUUGCAGCUCAACCAACUAAGGUUGAUCCCUGUAAGGCUAGUCAAUCCAUCAAAGUUAAUUCAGAUGCAGUAGUCAAGCUGCUGGCCAAUGAAAUGUUGCAGUUUAAGACCGACAAGGAGAGAGGCAAACGUGCUAUAAGGAAAACACGACGACGACAUCAACCAAUUGAGGAGCAGCAGCAAUCACAGCAGGAGGAACAUAGACGUUCUAAGCGAUCUGUGGUUGAUUCAGAGGAUCACAAUGGCAAUCACAUGCAUGCGGGUUCCUUGAGCAAUGCGCCGCUGACUUCAGAUGCCGAAGGUGGGGCAAGAAAUGGGGAUGAAGAUGAUGAAGGUGAGUUAAUUAAUCAACAAUUUAAUGGAAUUCAUUAUGAUAAUACAAGGAAUCAGGUGCCUUUGUUGACUUUACGCCAACAGCAACAAACUUAUCCAUUGGUACCGCAACAGCAAGUGCAAUAUCCACAGCAGCAGCAACUACAACAACUCCAACAACAACCGCAUCAAGCGUCCAAUUUUCGAGCAAGUUUCAAUUUGACUCACUUUUUUAAUGAGCUAUCGAAAUUGCAGAAAAUUCAACAACCCCAACAGCAACAGCAGCAGCAACAACAACAGCAGCAACAAGCCAAACUGCAACAUCAAAUAUAUCAGCAACAGACUCAACCACAUCAGCAGCAGCAACAGCAACAACCGCAGCAGCAGCAGCAAUUUCAACAGCAAUCGCAGCAACAUGCACAAAUGAAUUCAAUACCAAAAGCAAUACCCAAUGAAAAUAAAUCGAUUUUGCCAAUGAAACAAUCGCCAGUUCAUCGUUAUUUGGGACCAUUUUUUAAUAGCAAGCAAAGCAAGUCCAAUAUAUUUAACAGUGAUCCCUGUUUAACUACAGUAGAACCUCAUUUAACAACAAUCAAUCCCAAUUGUGUGCCCAUUACCCAACCAUCAGGGUCACCAACAUCAUCUACAGGGGAAAACACAACGACUACAAUGCCCGGCGCAACACCAACUGGUUCCGAGGAUGCAACAACUUCAGCAACAGCUGCAACACCCAUUGACAACAUUUGCAACAAUCCCGACAUAAUGAAACUAAAUGUCUCCAUUAAUGCAAAUGUUUGCGGGGAUCCCAAGACAAAACAAUUCUAUGGCAAUGGUUCAAUCAAUUUGCAACCUGGUUACGACCGUUUAAAUUCCGAAUAUGAAAUAGAUGAUCAGUUUCUUGAUCAAGAACAAGAAAAGAAUGAUGCACUGGUCGAUGAAAUAAAUGAAAACUUAGACACGGAAGAACGAUAUGCCCGUCAAGCACGUAGACACCAGUUGAAAGAACAAAAGAAAAGAAAAGAUGCAAAGGAAAAAACAAAGGCCAAAAAGUCUAAUACAUUAGGUUGUAAAGAAAGUGGAAAAUGCACUGAACAACAUUCUGAUGGACCUUAUUCGGAUAGUUAUGAAAAGCUGAUAACUGGUAAAGUUUCCGAGGAUAUUGUCAAUGCUGUCUUUGAAGCGGUUAACAAUGAUCCAAGUUUGGAUCGUUUAGCUGGUGUUUUGGAACGAAAUCGCAAGUGCUUACAAACGAAACCCAAAAAUUUCUAUCAGAUACGCAACGAUCGCACAGAUCAAUAUCUAGAACAUACCGAAGAAAUGGUCAGGCAAACUAUGGAGGCCAUUAGCGAUAUUAUAGACAAACAAGUGAGGCAACGUGCUUGUAUACCACUGAGACCCGAUCUGAUGGAAUUCUACGAUACUAUAGUCAAAACUAUGGCCGAACAGAAAAAAUGCCGCGAGAAACGUGAGAGCACUUUAGAGAGUUUGGCAAACGAUUUCAGUCAAGAUGUGCGAUUGCUUGACCCAAGUAAAAUAGAGCAAAAAUCAAGAAUAGUUAAGAAACUAUUGCGACAAUAUGAUGAAUUGCCCAUGGAAGAUCAGCAAUCAGUCUCGAAUAUACGGGAUGAGUUGCUUAUGGAUUUGAUCUAUCUAAGAAAAAUGGCCGAUACAGCGGAACGUAUUCAACGUAAUGCCCAACUAAAUCAGGUUCUAAAGCAAUCUUCGUCCGGCAAAGGCAAUAAAAUGUUAAUCACUGGCGAGUUCACCCCAAGAUUCAUCAAACUGAUAAAGACGGCCGAGCUCUUCAGAGGCGCAGGGGCGGAGCACCAACAGCAGCAGCAACAGGCAAAAGCUUUUAUAGGUCUAUGAACCAAAGUGAAUUUUAUUCUAGUUUACCAUUCAAUUUAAUUUUGUUACGUCAUUUUGUUUGAUUUAUUUUUCUACUUACAACAAUUAUUAAGAACCAAUUAUUAUUCAUAACAUUUUUUUGAUUCCCUGUACCAACAUCUCAUGUAUAUAUACUUUGUUUUUCAUAAGCAUGUACAUACAUACAUAUAUAGGUAUAUAGGAACAAUGCUAUUAAAAAACAAGAUUAACAAGCCUGAUUAAA
Molecule: messenger RNA, 4185 nt
Organism: Drosophila willistoni
Lineage: Eukaryota; Metazoa; Arthropoda; Insecta; Diptera; Drosophilidae
Product: probable serine/threonine-protein kinase yakA
Exons: 2
Coding region: 54-3944 (1296 amino acids)
Source: RefSeq, a predicted model, not a curated record